This is a messenger RNA of Cryptomeria japonica (Japanese cedar), 1629 nucleotides long. RefSeq names its product N-alpha-acetyltransferase MAK3. The transcript has 4 exons. Gene Ontology annotation, biological process: N-terminal peptidyl-methionine acetylation. The coding region runs from base 105 to 764 and encodes 219 amino acids. The record is from RefSeq and is a predicted model, not a curated record. Gene Ontology annotation, cellular component: NatC complex. Gene Ontology annotation, molecular function: protein-N-terminal amino-acid acetyltransferase activity. NCBI's taxonomy places the organism in Eukaryota, Viridiplantae, Streptophyta, Pinopsida, Cupressales, Cupressaceae.
UCUAUAUAAUGCUUCCCUAUAUAUACCUAUAGUUGUACAGACUUAAGGUUAUAUACGAUCCAGUUGAAUAAAUUUAGAAAUUAUUCCAACCAUUUCAAUGGGCUAUGGCCCAAGAAGGGAUUUCCUCUUCUUCAGAAGUCACAGAAACAACUUCUGCAAUAGUAGUAGAUAUAUCUCCCUCAGAUAUCAAAUAUGUGUGCUACGAGGGGGAAGAACAGUUGCCACUUAUAAUGAGCAUAGUUGAUCAAGAGCUGAGCGAGCCCUACUCCAUAUUCACUUACAGAUACUUUGUCCACCUCUGGCCUCAUCUUUGUUUCCUGGCUUUUCACAAAGAAAAAUGUGUGGGGACUAUUGUCUGUAAAAUGGGUCAGCAUAGGAAUACAUUUCGAGGUUACAUAGCAAUGCUGGUUGUAAUCAAGCCUUACAGAGGAAAAAAGAUUGCAACAGAGCUUGUAACUAGAUCCAUCCAGGUGAUGAAGGAAUCUGGAUGUGAAGAGGUUACGCUCGAGGCAGAGGUUACAAACAAGGGAGCACUUGCAUUGUAUGGGAAUCUUGGAUUCAUCCGUGUAAAGAGAUUAUUUAGGUAUUACUUGAAUGGCGUUGAUGCUUUUCGGCUUAAAUUAUUAUUCCCUCGUCCUGAUCCCUUGUUUAUGCUAAAUGAAGAAAAUUUUAAUAUGGAUUUGUCCCAUCAAUUUUCUCACGAGGGUAGUGAUCACUGCAAUCAACAUAAAGAUUGUUCAGAACAUUGUCAUGAUUUCAUAUAGAAUGAUGAUCAUCUUUUUCAAGAUACCCUUUUGGCAGGUGUUUUUCUCUUAUUGAAUAUAAGUGCUAAAUAUCUGCAAUUAGUGACCCUUUUCGUAAAAUAAUUGGUCAUCCUUAUAAUGCAUGACCUUUGCAUAGAAUAUCCUAUGUAAAUUUCAGAUGUGCAGGUUCAAUCAGUUUAAAAUUAAAGUAGAUCCCUGAGAAAGAUAUCAUUGUGUUCUUAGGGCAGAAAAUCAUUCAUGACACCCUUCUGCAGUCACAGGUUGAUAUUUCCUGUUCAAGUGUCUCAUAGGAGUUUUGUUAGAAGUUAGAACUAAGAUAAUGAUGUAACAUUCUUGAUACAAGGUUUCUCCUAUUAAUGGGCUAUGAAAUGUCCAUUUAUGAAGAAAUCAAUACAUGCACUAACCAUGCAGUGACCAGAAAAUAUAGGACGACAUGACCAGAAAAUGAGAAAAUGUCUGAGCAUGGGAAUGUGGAAAAUGUAACUCCUCCCCUGUAUGAAAGUAUCACCGUCUGUUUGCAGGAGAAACCAAGAAUGCAAUUUUCAGUCAAUGAAGUGGGGAUGAUAUGAUAUUUAGCAGGUGACUUAAUAAGUGAAGCAUCACUUAGUUGAUCAUAACAAUAAUCUGAUGUAAGCUUCUAAUAGGCACAAAAAAUCCAAUUUUCUUCUGGGCUUUAUGUGCCUCCCUUAUUUUUUCUCAAAUUCAAUUUUUGCUCCACAAACCUUGAAAUUGAGCAGUACAAUGUCUUUUCUUUUGGAAGAGUGAAAAUAUGGUAAAUUUGACUGAAAUACAUGGUCAAGGACCAUAAACUCGAAAAGCUUUUAUAAUUAAAGUAAUGUGGAAGAUCCCUAACAUCAAUUUUUCA